GGUAACCUAAAACCGUAUGCAUUGGUGAUUCUUGCAGUUUCAUCGCGAGAGAGCGCCUCCGCAAGACCAGCUAAAAGCUAGUUUUACACGCGAAACCGAACUUCUUGUACGGCGAUCAUGGCCGCCUUAAGGCCAGUGUUGGCGUUCGUUCUUGUGGGCCUUCUGUCUGGAGAAGUCCGAGCCGGUCAGUAUUUCGGAAAAUUGAUUGGAAAACUUUCUGAACUCCAUCACGGGGUUUCAGGGGAGGUAUACGCUGUCGACAGCAGGACGCUCUACAUCAAGGAUUUCACCUACGAUGGACAGGGACCAGCCGCCUACUUCUACGCCGGCAACUCCCGCACCCCCGGAAGCUCCGGGUUCCGUCUCCGGGACGAGAACGGAAGCGGCGAAGUCAUUAGGAGGUACAGAAAGGAAGGUGUCACGCUCUCGAUGCCCGAGGGCAAGAACCUGAACAAUAUCAAGAUAUUCUACGUGUGGUGCGAAGAAUUCGCGGUGAACUUCGGCGACGUGAAGAUCCCUAGGAACCUGGACUACCCCCGUCCUGUCAAGAUCGACCCCCUUCAAGGGGUGCACGGCGUCUCCUCGGAUAACGUCGUAGUUGUCGACGCCCAAACUUUGUUAAUUCCCAACUUCUCAUAUGACGGAGAGGCACCUGAUGCCAAAUUCUGGGUUGGCCGUGGUUCCAAACCCUCUCCCCAAGGAAUAAGAAUCCCAGACGAGAAUGGCAAAGAGAAACCUCUGAGACGCUACGAUAGGAAGACCAUAGUGCUGAACCUACCUGGAGAUCUAACGGUCUUCGAGAUUGGGCAUUUUGGCAUUUGGUGCGAAGCCUUCACUGUAGACUUUGGACACAUUUUGAUCCCUCAGAACCUCAACGUACCUCCGUCCCUGAAGAUGUUAGGCGUCAGCCCACAGUCAAAACUGAACUGUGAAGUCCUUCAAGAUUCAACUGCUUUCGAAGUAAGAUGGGCCAUGGCUGGAGAUAGUGUUAUUAUACAGUUAGUUGCAAAAUUAGAUGAAAGAGAGUAUAUGUCCUUUGGUGUAUCAGGAGAAGAAACCGGAAGCGUAAUGAUCAAUGGUGACAUUGCUGUCGCCUAUAUCGACAAAGAAACUGGAAAAGGUCAUGCCGACGAUUAUUUCCUCAAAGACAAAUCCCAAUGUUCAGGACAAACUGGUUCUUGUCCAGACAGUAUAUUCAGGGAAAACACCGGCAGUAUAAAAAUGCUCAACGCUGCUAAAGUCAACGGUUACUCCAUUGUAACCUACCAGCGCCCUCUGAUGGCCGAUGACGAAUUCGACCAGCCCAUCUACGCCAACGAAUCUACAGCUAUCAUCUGGGCUAUUGGACCCUUGAACGAUAGGAAUCAGGUCUCUUUCCACAGCGAGUACUUGAAAAAAGACAAGUUCUUCCAUUUCGGACGUUAUCCAAAAUGGAAUUGUCCUGCUCCUGAGGUCGAGCAACCUAUGAAGACCAAAACCACACAGGAUGAGGACGAAGAGGAAGCUGUGGUAGCUCCUACGAGCUCAAGGAACAAGGAGAGGAGGAGAGGGUCUAACAGGAAUAGAGGCAAUACUGUUGCAGAGUCUGAAGGUUCAGAAUCAGAAAGAGUGGCCUCUAGACUAGAACAUUCUGGGAGAAGAGGUUCGAACAAAAAUUCAGUAGAAACUUCUAGAAGAAACAUACCAACGCCAGCUCCUGCAUCCAAGAAAGAUGCCUGGACCAUACCUCCAAUUCAGUGCUACGAACCAGAUGAUGGAGUCUUCUACGCCCAAAUGGGACCCACUGGUGGAAAAAGAGGGUAUCCCGCAAUCACAGGUCACGUGGGUUGGGGUAUAUCAUGGUACAUAAACGGCCUCCUCAUACCCGAAAUAAACGUGGUGAGGGGAAAAACCUACACCUUCGUGAUCGAAGGAGGUCUUGACCAAAAUGUACCGGCCAAAUAUCAUCCCUUCUACAUAACGGACGACCCUGUAGGAGGCUAUGAACACCAGAGUGCUCAAGAUAAAAAGGGUAUAAGGAUAUUUGCCGGAGCCCAAAGAGACAAAGAUGGCAAUGUGUAUCCCACAGGUACAGGAAGGCUGUGUCACUGGACCCAAAAAGGUGAUUUGGAAGCAGACGACUUCGCUUCUUUUGGAGCCUAUCAACGAACGCUUGAGUUGAAAUGUGACCAAGGAGAGCCUGGUGUUAUCCAGUGGACUCCUGAUGAUAACACGCCAGAUACGGUUUACUACCAGUGCUUCACUCACAGAUACUUAGGAUGGAAGAUAAACGUCCUAGAUUCUUGCGAUGAACAACCUGCUGCAAGCGAGACAAGAAUAGUGUCUGUACCCUUUCCGAUAGAUCAAGAUGAAGACGUUAAAGCCGAGACAAUGGUAACACCUAAUAGUUUUUCUAAUGAGGACGUAGAAGAUAAAGUUGCAUAUGAAAUUUCAGCAGUAGGGGAGGACAUAGUUGCCUAUCCUGACAAACAGUCUAAGAUGAUAAGAAACGACUUACCCUAUCUAAAUCCCCAAAAUUUCUAUUUCAAUCGAAAUCUGUUCCAGCCGAACAAUUUUCCCACCCAUCAGAGCUAUUAUAAUGGUCAGCAAUACCAACCCAAUCCUCAGUUGAUGUCGUAUGCUCCCUUCCAGCCUAACUAUCAAACGUUUAGGCCCAGUCCUUUGAUUUACACCGGUUUAGAAGAGAUAUCUAGUCCCGCAGAUGCAAGUCAGGCUUCAACUGCGCCCCCUCUGGUCACCUCGACCACAACCACAACCACUUCGACAACCACUACUACCCCAUUGCCCAUUACUUCUACUACCACUUCUAGUACCACGACCACCUCCGAGCAUAGCUUGUUGGAGGCAGCUUCCAAUAAUACCCCUAAUAAAACCAUCGUCAUAUCUUUCACUAAAAACCAACAACGUCACCCUGUCAGAAGCUACAUCAAAGUACCCCUAACCACAUCUAGCAAAAAAAAGCCGGUACGUCAUUUAACUAUGGUAAGACCAUCAUUUCAUCACAAUCCUAACACCAAUCAUCAGAAACCCAUCAUUCACCCUGCUUAUUUCCAUCAACAUGCUGUCGCUAAUACUAAAGCAUUAUUUCGUAUGAAAGCGCAUGCAAGGCCUAACAUAAAUCCAGGUUACGCAGUGCAAAAACAACGAACAAACGCUCAACUAACCAAGCAACCAUCUAGCGUCAUCAUACUAACUCCUCAGGUCAGACUAGUAACUAAGUCGCCACAUUCAUUGAAAUCAUCAGCCACAAUCAUCAAAGAUCAUAAUUCAUUCAUCAACGCUGCACCUUUGGACGAUACCAAGCCUUUGUCGCGCAUUGGACCUGACGCCUCUAAAGAAAGUAAUGCUGUUGAGGUUCUCUAUCCUGAAAAACCAGGCAGAAACUUGGGUUUCCAUCCAGGUACCAUCAAAAUUGAAGAAGGCUUCACUCCUAUCCUUGAAAGGAGCGAUCCUAUGAUUUACAACGAAUUGGAAGAAGUGGGUCCACCUCAAGUCCAAAACAGUCCAAUGCUGGUGAAGAGAACCACGAAAAGAUCUGAACCUAGCUACUUCAGGAUGAGAGUGAAAUUCGGGAGGGACCUCAAAGGAGUAGGAGAAGAUGUUGAACCGGUAGCAGACUCGUCCAAUAAGGAAAUUUAUUACUUACCACCAGACAAUCAGAAACAUCCAGUUCUUGGGAGCAUAAGCCAGCCUAGCAACAUUGAUAUAAUACCAGAAGAGUCUGAUUUAGACCUCGAGACAGCUCCUGACGUGGUUGUUACUUAUGAUGGUAAGAAAGUUUCUGGAGCAAGCUUGACGGCCAAACUAGCUGACUCCAUGCGUAUCUUAAACGCUAAAUCGUUGAGAACUUCUGAGUUCAUAAGGACGAGGCCACAGUCUGUGCCUUUCAAAGGCGAACUACCACCUUUAGAUGACAUCAAGCCUCCUACACUCAACCAAAGGGCCACUCUCAACAGGAACUUAGACGUUCCUUUCUUGCCAGAUACAAGCUCCAAUGUUCACAACAGCCCAGCUUCCACCAAGCUUACCUUGGUAAAGAGCGACACACACAGAAGGACAGGUAGAGAGGUUAGGACAAAAAGGAGUGCACACCAUACACCUGAACAUACCAGGCAGCAAAAUGAGGAAAGGUUGAAUGAUUCCAGUUCCGCGUUAAUUCCAUCUACUUUACUUAUAGUUGUUGUAGUUCAAACUUUGUUAUUUAUUUGAAUAUUUUUCCUUUUCCUUCGAUUAAGUAUUUUUGUAAAUAAAAAUCUGUUGAUUGAUUGUAA
Harmonia axyridis is the source of this 4271-nucleotide messenger RNA. It is a transcript of the gene Skeletor, whose product is annotated as protein Skeletor, isoforms B/C. The transcript is spliced from 12 exons. NCBI's taxonomy places the organism in Eukaryota, Metazoa, Arthropoda, Insecta, Coleoptera, Coccinellidae. The coding region runs from base 118 to 4209 and encodes 1363 amino acids. The record is from RefSeq and is a predicted model, not a curated record.